This is a messenger RNA of Danio rerio (zebrafish), 2199 nucleotides long. It is a transcript of the gene insm1b, whose product is annotated as insulinoma-associated 1b. Gene Ontology annotation, molecular function: DNA-binding transcription factor activity. NCBI's taxonomy places the organism in Eukaryota, Metazoa, Chordata, Actinopteri, Cypriniformes, Danionidae. Gene Ontology annotation, biological process: cell differentiation. The record is from RefSeq and is marked provisional. Gene Ontology annotation, cellular component: nucleus.
GGAGCAAAAGCAUCUCUCAUAGGGAGGGAGGCGGACGGCGCGUUCGUGGCUCCGGAUUUCAUCUCGUUGUGCCUUGUCAUCCUCGCCCCAUCCAUCCGCCGACAUGCCCAAAGGAUUCCUCGUGAAAAGGAACAAGAAAGCUGCGCUCGUUUCGUAUCGGAUACGCACAGACGAGGAUGGAGGACCCACUCCAGAAUGUCCGAUCGCACAGAUCGCCUUAUCCUCACCCGCGCCCAGCGCCUCCAAGCCAGACAGCAUCCUCUUGGCGUUCCCGUCGGCCGGAGCAGAGGCGCCGGUGCCCGUCCACAAGCCUGUGCAGUUCGGCAACCCAGAGGCGGUGUACCAAGCCCUGUACAGCCCCACCCGGCCAGUCAGCAAGGAUCAUGAUAGGAAAUAUUUCGAAAGGAGCCUCAACCUCGGCUCGCCCAUCUCUGCCGAAUCUUUCCCGACUCCCGCCUCUCUCACCAGCCUGGACCAUCAUCUUCUGUUCGCGCCGGUCGACUUGAAAAUCGGCACCAGUAACAGUAACCGGAGCGGAACAGCCAGCGGCGCUCACGCCCCCGCCAUCCAGACCGGAGCCAAAAGACCUUCCGCUGACGCCGCCGAGCGUAAAGUCAGCAGCAAAAGCGCCAAGAAACCCAAAGCCAUACGCAAGCUCAACUUCGAGGACGAGGUAACUACAUCCCCGGUGCUGGGCCUAAAAAUCAAAGAGGGGCCCGUGGACCUGAAGCCCCGACCGUCUUCGGGUGGCACCAACAAGCCUCUGGGAGAGUUCAUCUGCCAGCUUUGCAAAGAAGAAUACUCGGACCCGUUCUCUCUGGCACAGCACAAAUGCUCACGGAUAGUGCGGGUGGAGUACAGGUGUCCCGAGUGCGAGAAAGUCUUCAGCUGUCCGGCGAACCUGGCCUCCCACCGGCGCUGGCACAAACCGCGCGUGCAGAGCGCGCCGAAACAAGCCCUCCAACCCGCCAAGCCUUUCCCCGAAGAGCUGAGAGCCGAGUUCCCCAGCGACAGAGACACCCCGAGCCCGGGUCUGUCUGAAUCCGGCUCCGAGGACGGGCUCUACGACUGCCAACACUGCGGGAAGAGAUUCAAACGCCAAGCGUACCUGAGGAAGCACAUCCUGGGACACCAAGCGCUCCAAAAUCAAAUCCUCGGGGAGGCUUUUCGCAGCGCGGAAAGCCCCGACGCUAUGCCUUCGGAGGACCGCCAAAGCCCAGCUCCGCUCAAUCUGAGCCCCGCGGACUGUCUCACGUGCCCGGCUUGCGGAGAGAAGCUCCCCAACCGGGCGAGUCUGGAGCGACACCUGCGUCUCCUGCACGACGACGCCCAGGCGUUUCCCUGCAAGUUCUGCCCUGCCACUUUCUACAGCUCGCCGGGUCUCACCAGGCACAUCAACAAAUGCCACCCCACCGAAAACAGACAAGUCAUCCUGCUCCAGAUGCCCGUACGUAACGCCUGCUGAAGAAGAGCCCACACCGGCCCGUCCUUUAGAACGAUCUAUUUUCUUCAUUCAAUCCUUCACUAGAAAAGUCUGGAGAAAAGUAUUAGUUUGGUCCUUAAAAAGGUAUUUUUCUAGAACCCUUGCACACAUGGUAAUGUAAUAGCUCCUAGACCUAAGAAAUGUUGAUGUACCUCUGCCUUGAAUUCACAUGCUGUGCGUUUCACGUAUGUAGCUUUAAUCUAGUAUGUGAAUUACAGGACUGAAAUGUUCUCUCUCUCUCUCUCUCUCUCUCUCUCUCUCUCUCUUUUCUUACUGAAAACUACGACAACAAAUCUUGAAAAGUUUCCCUUUAGUAGCCAGAAAUGCCUUUAGAGAAAUACACAUCAAACUACUGCCUUAAGAACUCUUAAGUGUAAUGAUUGUUUUUGAAUGUCGGCACACGAUUACAGCUUACUAUCAUGAUGUAAAAUUAUUGUAAUAUGUUUAUUCGUAAUAUUUUAUUUAUUUAUGUAUUUAUUUAUUUUCAAUGGCUUUGUGUAAAUUAUUAAGUGACUUUUCUCCCCUGUGUCACAUGUUGCAGUCGAAUCGUUGUCGAGAUCAUCUUGUCUUGGGUUUUGUGCGCUCCCUUGAAACGUGAAGCUCUUAUAGAUGCAAUCCUUUUCUACGUAAACAGCUUAUUUUCCUAAAUGUUUGCUACCUAGCGCUUUAUAUGUGCGUCCGUGUUGUCUACUCGAAUAAAAUAUUUUCAGCUGAAA